ACCAAAACUGUUGGUCCCAGUUCCCGCAGUUGCCUUCGGCCUCGACUGUUCUAUCUCUCUAUUUUCGGCCCCCAAAAAUCGAUUGAAACAAAUUAUCCGUAAAGAAAAAAUAUCCACAGAUCAAAAUCAAUAGCAAGUUUGAUCAAUAACCGCACUCUGCAGUGGAUUCAAAUAAUAAAUUUCACUGCAACAGUUGCAAUAGUGUUUUGGAUACUGACGAGUGUAAAUAUUCAAGUGCUUGGAGUCACUCCCCUGGAAUUCCAUCAAUUUCCUUCCUUCUUCAUUGAAGUACUCAUAUAAAUUCAAUGAAUUAACGGUCAACCAUCGAAUAAUGAGGAGUGAUAUAAGUGAUGCGUGAUUAUUGCAACUUUUUUCGGAUUUUCAACAUAAUUUGUGUUAUCCAACCCACCACACACGCGCAUUGUUUCCUGGCUGCCUUUGAUCCCUCCAUGAAUCCUUCGUGAAUCCCUGAUGAUCACAAUAAACCCCCAAUUUUAACCUGAACAAUGCUGACAAAUUUACUUGGAUUAUUCGAUAGAGAUUGAAAACAAUAAUUGACAGGAUGUACGGGCUUCCAAUUCGUUCAGCAUGUCCUGGAGAGGAUAGUCAAGACGAGCAGGAGUCUCGCCGCCGUCAGGAUCCACCAAGAUCGACUGAGGACUGCAGUAAUUUCGACAUUGUCAGAGCUACUCAGUAUGGAGCCCUCGAACGUGUGACAGAGCUAGUCGAUGCUGGUGCUGAUGUCAAUCAGCCAGACUCUGAGACAGUGACGUUGCUCCACUGGGCAGCCAUAAACAACAGAAAAGAGAUAGUCAAGUAUUUGAUAGCAAAGGGAGCCAAUGUCGACGCUGUUGGUGGAGAAUUGGCGUCAACACCUCUACACUGGGCCACGAGGCAGGGACAUCUCGAGACAUUCGCCAUUCUCAUGAGGGCUGGAGCUGAUCCAACCCUCAGGGACUGUGAGGGCUUUGCAUGCAUCCAUUUGGCAGCCCAGUUUGGCCACACUGGAGUUGUUGCUUAUUUAGUAGCCAAAGGGGUUAAUCCUAAUACUCCUGAUCGCAGUGCCAUGACACCUUUGAUGUGGAGUGCUUACAAAGUCAACAGUCAAUUCACUUCUUUUUUCAGCCUGGAUCCGACGAGAUUACUUCUUAUGCUUGGCGCCAGUCACUCAUUGACUGAUAAUCUCCAUGGAAAUACAGCACUACAUUGGGCCAUUGUUGCCAAGAAUAAUACUGCUAUUUCAACCCUCGUUCGUCAGGGGGCUGCACUCGAUGUACCUAAUUUUCAGAAUGAAACACCGAUGACAUUAUUGGGACCCCAUAUCGGAGCUGCUUGGCUUGGCCCUGGUAUUAGCACAGAAAUUGUGGAGAAACAGGGGAGAACAAGGGCUUGGUGUCGCGACAAGAGAUUAAGAUGGUACUGCAUGGUCAGUGCUCCAUUCAUAGCAUUUUAUCUAACUGGAAUGAUAUUUCAAUUGAACAUUGAUUAUCUCGUUAAACUCGGUGCCUUUAUGUUGCUGUAUAUCGGUGCAUACACCGCCAAAACAUUUCUGUUCGACGAGAGACUUUACAAUGUUCUCCCAAUGGCAACGUAUUUAGCAACGAAGAUGUGGAUUUACGUUACUUGGAUAUUCUGGUUGGGUGUUCAUGCUUCUUGGUACCUGUGGCUGCUGCUCGUCGGUGGCUCAGUUCCACUGUGGCUAUGCUUUCUUCGUUCCUGGAGAGGAGAUCCUGGAGUCAUUGCAGCUACUCAUGAGGACAAAUUGAGUACUAUCGUUGAGUUGGCAGAAACUGGGGGUUUCGAGCCGCAGUGGUUCUGCACCACUUGUCUAGUCAGAAGGCCACUGAGGUCAAAACACUGCUCCACUUGUGAUCGUUGCGUCGCGAGAUUCGAUCAUCAUUGUCCUUGGAUCAGCAACUGCAUUGGUGCACAUAAUCACAAAUACUUCCUUGGCUUCCUUGUAUCACUACUUGGUCUGUGCAUCGUAAUACUAUCCGCCAGCGUUCAAUAUUGGCAGUUUGAAUGCUGGUCGAACUUGACGAAUGGCCAUCGAAUCGAUAAUUACUUCAUAGCUGCAGCAACAUGUGACGCAUGGGUUAUGUGGAUAGUAGCUAAUACUGGGCUUCAUGCACUCUGGGUUUCCGUUCUAUUAGGCUGUCAACUCUAUCAAAUUAUGGUCCUCGGAAUGACGACAAAUGAGAGAAUGAAUGCUGGCCGUUACGAGCACUUCAAACAAGGCAAUCCUUUUCAUCGUGGAGCAUUACAAAAUAUCGCGGACUUUUGUAAUUUUAGUUUCUGCGGUAUAAAAGCUAAACCCAGCUCCGACUGGCUCCACAGUUUUGAUACUAAACAUUGUGUGGAAAAAUUACCGCUGCUAACAGGCAAGGACAACUACCAGUAUGUCUAAUUACGUUUUUAAAUUGUCAAUAAUUCGUUGAAAAUAUCGUAUGUACCUAAAUCUCUGACAACACAGCGAACCAGGAUACAUUGUUGCACACUGAGAGCCAUAUCACUUGUCACAACACCGUAUUACUUUUCUCAAAUAUCUCGCGUACUAAUCUUAUUUACCAAAGAAGUUGGCUUGGUCAUUUAUGUGUGGAUUUGUCAUUUGUGAAUAAACAUAUUUUUUAAGAGCAUGUACGGGACGUUUGAAACAAAGGGGAGUGCGAGCAUUUUUGCGAUUGAAAACACGAAAAGAUCGUCGAAAUGUUCUGGAGAAUGUUCUUAUAGAAAAUUAUGGAACUUAAACGUAUAUAAUUGGGACAAUUUCUAGAUCCUAUUUGGAGGUAGAACUUCUAUAAGCCCUGGAGCUUGUAAAAUUGAGCGAAUUCCAUGAUAUUAUCAUCAGAAUAAUAGCACAUCAGGGAAACAUCUAUAAGAAUGUCCCACUCAACAUCUCUUCCUGAUUUUUUCAUAAAUGAAAUAUUAUUAGGUCAAUAAUCUGUUAGUACUGCAUAGAGAAAAAUAAUAUCCUGACGAUAUUCUAAAGUACAAUAGAGGGCAGCUCCCUAUUUUUCGGUAUUCAAAAUUUUCAAUAAUAGAGGAGAUACUCUGCAUGUAAAUAGUUUUCAUCGUUUUUAUUUGAGAAAUACUCAAUGAAAUUAGUGCAUUGUGUUUUCAGGGAUUCAUUUUGUAACGAAUGACUUGUUCGUUAUCGUGUACCUCAAUUUUUUAUGUAUUAAUUUUUUCCUAUGUACAAAUGAAUUACCUGACAUUCCAGGAAGUAGUUCCAAUUGUCUGGGAUUUUUUUAAGGUAAAAAUUCUGGAUGUCACAAUUAAGGGAGGGGAGAGGCUGAUUUUUUUUUAUGUAUAUUCGAGAAAAUUCUGUUAUCCCUCGAGGAUAGAUUUUAUAUGCUGCGAAAUCGAUACACAAUAUGGCUGAGGACGUACUGAGACAUAAAAUCGCUGAUUAAAUUAUUGCCCGAGCGUGAUACAUAUUUAUUAAUUGUUAUGCACCAUUGCAUAGGAGCUCGCAAUUUAAAUAUUUACGACCACAAACAAAAACAGAUCAAUAUAUCGCAUUUGAGCUAAUGAUAAUGAAUCUUUAGUGUCACCAUAAUCAAAUCGGUAUGAUAAAGCAUUGUAGCCUUUGGAUUGAGUAUGUGAAGGGAUUUGGGACAAGAGAACAGUUUUUUUUCACUCUCUAGUCUUAACUUUAAAGCGUUAAAAAUAUUUCCGUGUAUUACUUAUUGAUAUCAGAGGAUGAGUUGAGGCGUAUCAGUGUCUAGAUUAUUCAGAGGCGUAUUUUCAUUCAGUUUUAAUGAUUCUCUGAGAGGAUGUACAACUUGUCUCAUUAGGUAAUUAUUUCACUGUCAUUUAUUCAUAUUUUCUCAAUCAUUAUAUUUAUCACUCGAUGAAUUUACGUUAAUUCAUUGUUAAGACGACUAAUUGUUGUUUAACAUUAGGGAUAAUAAUUUAUAUUUUUCAAAAAUUCAAUUCAUUCCAAGCUGACGAACAAGUUCACAUCCUCAUAGAACCCUAAUUACUAAAAACUGUGAUUUUUACAUAAAGCGUCUGUCUGAUAAAGUAACGUCGAUAAUUUGACGACAAACAACAUGUCAAUAUUAUGUUUUCUCUCUAAACUAGCAAUGUAUUUUAGUGGCAAAAGGAUUGUAAACAAAUUGUAUAAAUUCGAAACAAUGAUUGAUCAUUGAUCUCUCCUGAAGGACGAAAAAUAAAAAAAUGGCCAUUCA
Diachasmimorpha longicaudata is the source of this 4193-nucleotide messenger RNA. RefSeq names its product Huntingtin-interacting protein 14 (gene Hip14). The transcript is spliced from 8 exons. Bases 563 to 2407 code for a protein of 614 amino acids. Lineage: Eukaryota; Metazoa; Arthropoda; Insecta; Hymenoptera; Braconidae. Gene Ontology annotation, cellular component: Golgi membrane. Gene Ontology annotation, molecular function: protein binding; palmitoyltransferase activity. Gene Ontology annotation, biological process: protein palmitoylation. The record is from RefSeq and is a predicted model, not a curated record.